Messenger RNA from Amphiprion ocellaris (clown anemonefish), 1330 nucleotides. RefSeq names its product cornifelin (gene cnfn). Gene Ontology annotation, cellular component: cornified envelope. Bases 170 to 520 code for a protein of 116 amino acids. The record is from RefSeq and is a predicted model, not a curated record. Lineage: Eukaryota; Metazoa; Chordata; Actinopteri; Pomacentridae. The transcript is spliced from 4 exons.
UUAUAGCACCAUACAAACUGGGCUCCAGUCCACAACUGAUGUCACACUACAUAUAAGAGCUGUGGCCAUAACCUGGAACCUCCUGUUUGUGGAUAGAACUGGUAACCAUCUUCAACUUCAGAUCACACUUUAAGGAACCAUACACUUACCUCCGCAGCUACUUGCAGCCAUGGCAUUCCAGCCAACUGUGAUCAACUCACAGCCUCAGGUCACAGUCACACAGUACACUGUGUCCUCUGGAUCAUCAGAAUGGAGUUCAAAUGUGUGCGAUUGCUGUGAAGACUGCGGCAUCUGUCUUUGUGCAACAUUUGUUCCUUGUAUCCUGGCCUGUAAGGUGGCUCAGGAUAGCGAUGAGAGCUGCUGUUUGCCCUUUCUGCCCGGCGCCAUGAUUGCUUUAAGGACAAGUAUCCGCAACAGAUACCGCAUUGGAGGCUCAGUGUGUGAUGACUGGGUAGUCAUGGCAUGUCUGCCGCUGUGUGGACUGUGUCAAAUGGCACGGGAGCAGAAGACGAGAGGAUGAAAACAAUGGACAAAGGAAGAUGAUAUGUGGAAAUUUGACACUUUACACAAUUUCUGGUUAUGAAAUAAAACUUUUACAUUUAUUGGCAUGGCCAUAAUUAGAUAUGUAAUUGCCUAAAAAGUAAGAAUAACAGCCUGAUAAUCAAACUUAGCUGCCAAUUUAUUUUGUUUCUUAUCAUAUUCUGUUAUUGUAUACUCGUGAAGAAUUCAAGAGGUUUAUUGUCAUAUGCACAGAAAACUAGACAGCUACACUGUACAGUAAAAUUCUUGCUUUGCUGAUCCUUCCUUAACCAAUUGUAUACAAUGUAGAAAAAAAUGUUAUAUAUACUUAUAUAUAAAUACAUUAUAUUCAUAUUUUAAAAUAUUUGAAAUGUGAGCAGCAUGUUAGAGACUUGGAACCAGGCUAAAUAUUUGAGAUCUUUCAUCAUAGGUUAAACAGCGACACACUGUGUUGAAACUGUGUUUAUGCAAGGAACCAAUAAAAAAAAAAUAAAUAAAUAACUGAAGAAGGAACUGCUGAGGUUUACAGCAACAAUGACUUUUCUUGUACAGUAAAUCAACAAGUCAAUAGUGAUGAACUCACACAAUGAAAUACUGUUUUUUCAUACAAUAUAAUUGAGUAAUAUGUGUGUGUUAUGUAUGCAUGUAAUAUUCUGUAAAAGUCUCAUAGAUGUUUAACUGACUGAUGUCAAUUCACUCAAGCGACAGUAUUUCAGUAAAACCACAUUCAAUUGUUGUGCUGAGAACUUUUUCAACUUUUUCAAAAUGCCUGGGCUGCAAAAAAACAUUAAAAUGAGAAGUAUGGGUUGAA